AUGGUCCUGACCGCUCUCAAUGCCAUUUCAACAGUUAAUUUCAACACCAUAAGCCUUUUCCAAGCUGUUCGCGAACAUGUUUCGUCCCUCGUCUUCGGUCUCGACAAGUAUCCACCUAACCGAUUACCAUUCUAUAAAUCCACGAUAAAUCCAAGGAUUGAGCAGUUUUCCCCGUUGGAGGCUGAGCGAGGAGCCAUGUACGAGUAUGUCUACGACCGAUUUAUCGAAACGGGCGCAAGAUACGAGAAUUUAAUAAAAACCCGAUGA
Messenger RNA from Trichoderma asperellum CBS 433.97, 267 nucleotides. RefSeq lists its product as uncharacterized. NCBI's taxonomy places the organism in Eukaryota, Fungi, Ascomycota, Sordariomycetes, Hypocreales, Hypocreaceae. The record is from RefSeq and is a predicted model, not a curated record.